Molecule: messenger RNA, 1888 nt
Organism: Armigeres subalbatus
Lineage: Eukaryota; Metazoa; Arthropoda; Insecta; Diptera; Culicidae
Product: outer mitochondrial transmembrane helix translocase-like
Exons: 3
Coding region: 209-1378 (389 amino acids)
Biological process (GO): extraction of mislocalized protein from mitochondrial outer membrane
Cellular component (GO): mitochondrial outer membrane
Molecular function (GO): ATP binding; ATP hydrolysis activity
Source: RefSeq, a predicted model, not a curated record
CAGACACAAACGUCAGAAUCUGAAAUCGCGAAGAAAAAUUUCCUUCAUCGUGUGUUGCUUUUCCUGAUUUUUGCUGUUCUGACGAAACAAAAUCUUCUAAUAAUUUCAUAAGAGUGCAGAACACAGUUUCAAUCGAUUCGCAUCGUAAUUCGAGCGGAAUCAAUUUUGGAUUUGAAGUAGUGACAUCGCACAGUUCCGUUCCGUCGUCAUGUCCGGAUCGAGCAUCACCCGCAACGAGGUGGUGCAGUUCGUGCUGCGAAUUUCGUUAGUGUCCAUCGUAACCUACUAUUCGGCGAAAUGGCUCAUGAAGAACCUGGACCCCACCAACAAGAGCAAGAAAAAGGCCAUCGAGAAGGCGGAGGAUAUUCUGAGAAAACUUGGCCCAAACAUCAAAAGCAGCGCAUUGACCAACCUGAAUGAUUACGAACUCGUUAUUGCGUCGCAUCUUGUUGUUCCGGAAAACAUCGCGGUCAGUUGGGAUAGCAUUGCUGGGCUGGAUCAUGUAUGCCAGGAAAUUAAGGAAAGCCUCGUUUUUCCUGUAUGCCAUCGAGAUAUGUUCUCCGCUUCCGCGUUGUAUCAAGCUCCGAAAGGUGUUCUUUUGUACGGACCUCCAGGAUGCGGCAAGACUCUGAUCGCCAAAGCAACGGCCAAGGAAGCGGGCAUGCGGUUCAUCAAUCUGGACGUCGCCAUGCUCACCGACAAAUGGUACGGCGAGUCGCAAAAGCUGGCAUCGGCCGUAUUCUCGCUGGCUGUCAAAAUCCAACCGUGCAUCAUCUUCAUCGACGAGAUCGAUUCUUUUCUGCGGGCGCGUAAUGCUUCCGAUCACGAGGCCACCGCAAUGAUGAAAACUCAAUUCAUGAUGUUGUGGGACGGUUUGAACACCGAAUCGGACUCGACCGUCAUUGUUAUGGGGGCUACCAAUCGGCCCCAGGACUUGGACAAAGCCAUUUUGCGUCGAAUGCCGGCUCAGUUUCACAUUGGGUUGCCUAGCGAAGAACAGCGUUUGAAGAUUUUGCAGUUGAUCCUGCGCCAGGAAAAACUCGCGAAGGAUAUAGAACUCGCCCAGCUGGCACGCAUGACUAACGGAUACUCGGGAUCAGAUCUGAGAGAAAUGUGCCGCAAUGCUUCCGUUUACAGAAUCCGGAAGGUAAUGAGAGAAAAGAGUAAGGAAAUGGCAGCCGCUGCCGAGUUGGGAAAAACAAACGGUAUGAACGGCAACUGUAGUAAAGCGGUUUCGAUUCCAUCCGCCGCUGGUUCUCCAAUGCUGGACGAGGCCCCGGCUAUCACUAUGGAGGAUCUAGUAGAAUCGUUGCGGAACAUGAAACACUCUAAGUAUAAUUCAGGGCUCUUGAACGAUGCUCGUAUAGACUUAGACUAAUCAUGCAUUGAUUGGUAGCAUUGAUGGAAUUCAAAUGAGAACGCUUAUAUGUAGGAAUGUUAACAUGCUUCCGAACUCACGUCUUGUUUACAAUCCUCUGUAGGUAUAACUUUGUUUGUAUAGUUUCAUCGACCAUUCUUAAUUGAGUUCUCUGCACAAGUUCUAGCGCUAUGUAGUGAUUGGCAUAUUAGGUUUGCUUUUAAAUUCCCAGUUCGAUCAGCUAAUAAAUAUAAUGAUAAAAUACAUAUAGCUUUUAAUAAAGCUUGAGAUAAGUGGCUGUUUAGAUAUUAUUAAGCUCAGCAAUCUGCUGAACAGAUUUUACAAUAAGUUAUGAAUUGCUUUUGAACAGACGACUUAGAUAUUCUCCAAAUAAUGGAGAAUUAUAAUCACACCCGAAUGAAAAGUUUUAGAUGAUACUUAUAAGGUUAUUAUUAAUUUCAAUUCAAACUAAGACUAAGUUUCAAUUUGUAGAUACCGAGAUGGAAAUGAAUAAAAUGGUAGAAAUGUUAA